Cyanistes caeruleus (blue tit) is the source of this 8009-nucleotide messenger RNA. Lineage: Eukaryota; Metazoa; Chordata; Aves; Passeriformes; Paridae. The record is from RefSeq and is a predicted model, not a curated record.
GCAAGCGACCAUGGCUUUAUUACCAUUGCUCUUCGUGCUCGUGCAAAGCCUGAUCCAGUACCCGCAGCCGGCUGGGGAUGGGCUGGAUGAGGCCACGCACCGGCAAAUGCAGGAGCGGCAGGAGCUGCUGGACCGCGAGAUGGCUCGGCUGCUGCAGGAGCUGGAGCAGGGGCCCCCGGAGCAGCAGGACGAGGGCUGGGGAGCCGUGCUCUUUGGUGCUCUGCAGCAGUGGCCAUUCUGGGUGCUUGCUGGAGUCCUACUCCUCUUGGGCCUGUGGUUUAGCUGCAGCAGAAGGAGCCGUGAAGCCAGCAGCAGUGGCAAGGACCAGAGCUCCUGCAAGACUUUGAGAGAUGAGAGAGGAAUAGAACAGGAGGGAGACAGUGUUGAUUCAAGGGAAGGCGAGGAAAACAUUGAUGUGACUGUGGAGGCAGACAACAGCAGCAGUGGAAAUGACAGAGAAGGCAGUCCUGUGGCUUCCAAUGAGGGAGACGACGAUGAUGCCAUUGAAGGCAAUGAUGAGGUGAAGGGGAAGGAAGACAGUGAUGUUAAGAGUGACAAUGGCCGUGACUUAAAGAAAGAUGAAGGACUGAGUGAUGAGAAUGUGCCAGGAGACAAUACUGCAGAAGGAAAUGAAGAACCUGGCAAUGUUGCUGGAAAUGCAGAAGGCCUAGAUAAAGCAAAUGGAGGAGCAAACAAGGAUGUGCAGGUGGAGCAAGACAAGGAUGCUGGAAAGGAAGAAGAAGGAGAUGGAAAUGAAGAAAAAAACAAUGGUGGAAAUAUGAAGGCAGGCAACAGAGAUGUAAAUGAAGGUGAAGACAAUGUAGAUGGAAAGGAAGAAUACACGGAUGUGCAAGUGCAGGAAAGCAGUGAUGCCAGUGAACAGAGAAGCAGUGAUUGGACUGGGCAGGAGGAUAGCAUUGGAAUUGAUUGUGGGAAGGAAGUUGACAAUAGUGGUUUUCCUGCAACUGAGGAAGAAAAUAAGGAAAUUGAAAAAGAUGACGAUGAUCGAAGCAAGGAUGAAGAACAGGGUGGUGUAAAUGUGGAGAGAAACAAGAACAAGGAUAGAAAAGAAGACGAACAAGGUAAUGUGGCUGCCAGUGAAAAAGAAGGCAGUGAUGGUGGCAAGGAAGAAAGCGGCAGGGGUGGAAUUGAAGACAGAGAAGACGGCCGAGAUGCUGGGAAUAAGCAAGGCAUCCUUUUAGUGGAUCACAUAGAGUGGCCGGUGGAGGACCUGGAGAGAGGUCGCUCAGUGACAGCUGAGCUGAUGGAAAGCUUCACACGUGUCUUUGUGGACCGCGUGAGCAAUACUUUCUACCCAGUGCCUCAAGAAGCCAUUGGGGUGGGCAGUGCCUUUGAGGGUUGGAGUCCCCGUGAGUGGGAUGGGGUGUACCGGGUUCUGAUCCCGCUGAAUCCCCCGCCAGGGCAUGCCUUCCACCCAGAGCUUAACAGCGCAGGGCAGGUGGCAGCAAGGACCUUCAGCGUCCGUGUGGAGCUGGUGUGCACGUGCAAGAGGGAGCAGCUGGGCAAGCAGCUCUUGUGCUUCGUGCACCACUCGCAGGAGGAGCUGCGGCGGAAGCGGAAACGCAGCCUCCUAGAGACACUCUGCACCGGCUCCUACCUGGACGUGGAGAAAACCUCCCGCUGGUUCCGCCAGUUGGUGAGGUCCUCGUGGCUGCAUGUGCCUCAGGCAUACUCCUGGCACUUGGUGUUUCAGCCCUGCAGACGGUCCUGCCAAUUCCAGCUGAGCAAAGGCAAGAAGAGCGUGAAGGUGGAGAUGCUCUUUGGGGUGCGCCAAGGGGACUCUGACAUUUUUGUUGUCAGCCAGCCCACAGAGGCCCAGAAAGGCAGCUCCAGCAUCUCUGUGAGCAGCCAGCUUGUUGAGGCCAACUUCAUUGCACGCACAGUGUGGCCUGAGACAUACGCUGUGGCAGAGGUGAAAUUCUUCCGUCACAUUGCCAGGCAGGUGCCAUGUGAGAAUUUGCACCUGAAAUGCCUGCAGGUCUUCACCUGCAUCCUGAGGGGCACAGGUUUUUCCAGCUCUACCUGGAAGACCGUGGUCAUGCACGUGCUGACCAUUGUACCACUGUCCCGCUGGAGCAGGAGGGAAUUUGCGCAGAGGCUGUGGGACAUCAUGGCAUACCUGCACUGCUGCCUGCAGUUGAAACGCCUGGAGCACUUUGUGCUUGGCAAUGAGAGGCUUCCUGCAGAGAUCAGCUUGCCACCAGCACUGCAAGGGGUUGAGCCGCUCAACCUCUUUGAGCACCUGGCCCGAGAUCCAGCUGCCCACAGAGAGGCGAUGCAAGCUUAUGGUCAGCUGCGAUUUCGCCUCUGGAUGCUGCUCUCCAGCCACUGAGAGCAGUUCAUUGCACAGAGCUGUGCUGGGGGGGCUCACACCCGAUGGCAGCCACGUGAACACUGCACAGUUGUUGCAUUUGUCACUGGCAAUCCUGAAGCUGCUUUCCUGCUCCUGCGGAAGGAAGAUGCUGCAGCACAUGGAUUCCUUGUGCAGACUCACAUCUCUGAGUUGCCUUGCCCUUCACUUUCCGGUUACAAUGAUGCUGUUGCAAUGUUGCUAAGGCUGUUGCAAUGUCUACAAGGCAGAAACUGGCUCCACCUACACGUCCUCAUGGAAGACACUGAACCCGACAGAGGUUGCCUGGCACACCUUGAAGACUGAAAAACAUAGCCUGUUAGGGAAUUAUUGUAUUUAGUAACCUGUAUUUUCAAUGCUUUUGUAAAGAUGUAGUUUAUCUCAGUAUAUGUAAAUAGAUAAUACUUUUACCUCAGAGUAGAUAAUAGUUUUACCUCAUUUUACCAUAGGAGAACAGGUAGUCCAAGUUUUCAUAGCAGGAAUUGUGUUCAUUAGCAUUGCCUCAAGAGGCCUUUUAGGAUUGUUAGUGUAAAAUGAUGUUCCAGUUACAGUUAGUUUAGGCAAUUGAACCUCCCUGGUAUAGUUGCCCUGUUGCUGCUGGAGGUGAAUAGGUCACACGAACACAGCUCGAGGUGUGCUGAAAGGAAGAGAGAGUUUAUUUCUUCUCCCAGGACUUAAAGGUUUCUGACCACGGCCAGGGACUGGAUAGUCAGGAUAACGCCUUCCCAACCGCACUGGCCUUGAAAAAUGUCCAUUAAAAGAUGUGUAUUAGAAAGAAUGUACACAUCUCUAUGUUCAUAGUUACCGUCCUGGGAAAGUCUUCAGAAAACCAUGCCAGCAAGCUCAGAAGCUGAGUUUUCAGAACAACAGUUGCCUUUCAGUAAUAUAUACAUAUAUAUGUGUGUGAAGAAAAAAUAAAAGGAGAAAAGUUUCUCAAAUUGCCUGAAAUGUGUCCUUUUUAUUUAACUCACCGUUUCUUAAAGAAUGUCAAUCCAGUGCAGCUACCUGAAAAAAUUAUUAAGUGACUCAAAUAGUGAUUGUGUGCAGCAGUCAGGUCUUGGUAUUCCACUUCUGUAGCACUGUAGGACUAUAAAUUUUGCCUCUUGAAUUCCACCAGAAGUUAUGAUGGUCAAAAUAGCUAAAAUAUUAAUUAAUCAGCCCUCCCACUGUCAUCAUGAAAGUCCUCAUUUCCUCAGAGCAUGGAAAAGAAAGCUGCUGUGGCCUAUGUCAGAGAGAGAAGCCUGCUGUGGGGACAGGAACAAGUAGUUCCCUGUGGGGAGAGCAAGCGGGAACCUCCCAAAGGAGGAUCACUGCCAACAGCAGAACUUGCUGUUCCACUGAAAGGGAACGGUGUUCACUGAGGUCACUGCCUUUUGCCUCCUUUGCUGGGCAGGCACUGCCCCCACCACAGCCCCUUUGGCCUUGCUUGUGGACGGAGGAGAAGGCCCUCCAUACUCGUCUCCCCACAAACACACCCACCCACUUUUUUCCCUCUCCUCCGCCCCCAGGUGCAGAGACUUCCCUUUCCCUUGCCCCAGCUCCAGUGCUCAUCAGCCCCUCCACGUGCUCUCGGUGGCAGGCACUCGGUAUCUGUGUGUCACUGAGCCUUACAGCCUGGCUACACAGCUUGUGUGGCCUCUGGAGCAAUGCUUCGAGCUGGGGAGAAGCACGGCCUCCAUGGCUUCUUGCUGCACAAUCCACCCAGGGCCAGCAUUAUUGCAGGUGGUUAAACUGCGGGUCUGGAUUUGAGUUUUGAUGCAAGUGCAAACAUGCUGUGUGUGUGAGGGGCAUGCUGAGGGAGGGGAAGGCAGGAACACACACAUUCAGUGUUGCCACUGAAACACUAUUGUGUAACUCAGGUGCCGAUUUUAACUGUUGGGUAGUAUGCAGUAACACUAGGAUGGAAAUUGAAAGCAAUGAUCAGGAAGAGCAAGCUUAGGUAAACAAUCUGGAUGUUUUUCUGUUGCCAAGCUGUUCUUUUAGGCCUUGAAAACAGGAGGCAGCCCUAAUGAAGUAACUAAGCAAGUCCACCUGGUUGGUAUUAAUUCUCCUUUGCACUGUCAGUUUUCCUUCUUUGGGAAUGCCUCACCGUGCUCUGUGUGUUUCCUAAGCCUGUUGGUAUCAGUACCAGUGUGUUUUUCAGGCCCAUGACACUGGUAUUGCACCAGAGAUGUUCAUGCCACUGCAGUUCAAGGUCUCUCAUUUUUUGCAUGAAAGUCUUGUCCCCUUUGUUACGGACAUUGCACUCCUUAGGAAGCUGACAAAUAUAUUUGAACAUACAAAAAUGUUAACGUGGAAGUGUUGUCAAGAGGUGUGACCAAUUUAACAACAUCUUUACUGUGGAACUGCUGCAGACUGAAUGGAGCAAGCAUAGCAAUGAGGAACAAAGGCACACAGGCCUCCUCAUACAUCCCAAGAUUUACUGUAGCAAACCAGGUCUUUUCAUACUUGAAACCAAACAGAACUUAACAGAACCUUAACAGAACUUCACUGAAACCUCCCCAAGAAAAGCACUCAUUGGCUGCUGCAGCUGCAGUGUGGUUGGUCACGUGUCCCUCCAUCCAAUCAGCUCUCUGUUCCUAUGGCUCUCACACCUCCCCAACCAAUCACGGCCUCGCUGACAAUGGGCACUCAACCGACAUUCAACUGACUCCCAAAGAGCUCUCCCCGACCUGAGCCCUUCCCAGAGUGCCUUUGGUGAACAGAAUUUAACAACUUUAAUAUAUUUAGCAAAGGCUGAAUGGAGCAGGUCCCGGUGUCGGAUGCACAUUCAGGGAAAGCAGGUUUGAGUAAAAUGGAUCGCAGCCAGAGAGCUGUCAGCACAUACCAGUAAUGUCAGAAGAGCUCUUGAGUCAGGUCAGGGUUUCUAUAGGCAGCUGUCCCUUGGAUUUACUGAAGAAAAUCCCUUAUGGUUGGACACUGAAAUCCACAAGAAAAUUCACAUUUGCUCCAAGUGUAAAGCCAAAUCCUUUCUCUUUUUUCCAACUUCCUUCAUCAGCAAUGCAUGGACUGAGUUAGAAUUUAAAACUGUUGUGUUCUGUACAGCUGCUGUCAGAGAGGAUAAGCUGUCUUCAGGUUUAUUAUGGAAAUAUGUCAUGGAAUCUUACUGGUAUACAAAGAUUAUUUUUCAGGUUCACAACUAACACUUCCUAAUUUGAAAUAAAACUGAAUAUGGUCCCACUCUUAAGAAUUUUACCACACCUACAAAUACAUUGACUCUAUGGAAGGAUGGGAGGACUCAGCCUUGGAGGGAAAAGAGGGUAACACAGGUCAGUAAUGACAUUAUCUCAUCAGUGGUGUGACAUACCAUCAGUUAUUCUGUCAUCAUGGAUUUGCAACUGCAUUGCCAGGAGUAGGCUGAACCUAACUUAAAACUCGACAGCAACUUCCAAACAUUUAAACUCAAUUUUCAUUGCUAUUCAAGGAAGACAUCGUAAGCAAGUUAUGGACAAAUACAGUUUUCACACCUUCAUAAAAAAUCUGAUAAGCUAAAGCCUACAUUAAUUGAAGCAAGGUAUAGCAGAGAUGUGGGGCUGAUUAACCACAGAAGAAAAGUUUGAAGAGAGAGAAGUUUGACAAUAUUGGACAAGAAGAUAAAACUUACUGCAAGACUGAAAGCAUGGGAGGCAAGGAGAAGGCAAACUGAAAUUACUUCAAGAAUGUGAACAUGGAGAAGUGAAGCUUCUCCAGCUUUGGAGAAAAAUGAGCAGAAGUGAUACUAGGAGAAAUUAGUACACAUUGCAGUUCAAACUGGCAUUAAAACUUCAAAAGGGGGAUAUUAGACAAAUAACUCCAAACUGACUAUCCAGUCUGAAAUCGCUGAGGUAAAAGAGGAUUUCUUUUACAUACAGGCUUCCCCAGGACUCAUUGCAGCUUAUUCAAUAAUUGCAUAGCUAUAAAUAUUCUGUCUGUCUUCUGCAAAGAAUCAUAUGGCUGCAGGCCUACAGGAGGAAACCCAAAACUGCACCACACCUGCCCAGAUUUACCCAUAAGUAUCUGUAGAAGGCUUCGAUACUGACAAGUUAAAUGCAAAAGUGCUUCCUGAUCCCCUGGAAUGGAAAUCAGAAGUGUCUUACUACAGCAGAAAGCAGUUUUCCAACAGAAAAUUUAGGGAGAAAGAAGUACAUUGAAAGCCAUUGUGCGGCAGCAUCCAGCUCCAGAAUGCUCAGCAUAGGAACAGCAUUGACCUGUUGGAGCAAACCCAGAGCAAGACACCAAGAUGAGUAGAGGGAUGGAGAACAUCUCCUGUGAGGAAAAGCUAAAACAAUUGGGAUUGUUCAGCCUGGAAAAGAGAAGGUCCUGGAGCAGAGCAUCCCUGUGAACACACUGAGGAGUAGAUGUGCAGGGCUUGCCUGAUGAGAAUGACCCACAAGGCUGCUUCAGACACAAGAAGUGGAAUGUGAUGGUAGAAUGGGAAUGUGUCCAGAAGAAACAGGAAAGAGGAGAUAAGCUAUGUUAGCUGCUGACUGCAGUUGCCUCUAAGGAAAGUUAGUUCCAGGAAGAUCAGGGCAUUGGAGAAAGCAGGGGAAGGGAAAGGGGAGUGAGCAAAGUAACAAACAAAAAAAGAGAUUAUUAUGGAGACACUUCAUAAGAGAGAGAAGUAAAAAGGGACAGCAAGCAGUUUUUCAAUUAAAACUCUCCCCCUGUUGGACACCAGAAUUUUCAACAGAGGAAAAACCCCUAUAUGUCCAUUUUCACAUAAUUCUUGAUUUAAGUAUCAGCCUUUUUUUCUACUGCAGGAUAAAACCUCUGCUGUAAGCCACAGAGCAAGCUGUGGUUAAAGCACCCCACUGAACUGAAAUGGAGAGAGCUUUGAUCACAGUGUUUGUUGGAAUUGUUUUCUGAGCAUUUACCUUCUUUUCCCAUGUAGAUCAAACACAAGAAUAUCAUUCUGUGUUUGAGAUAAUAAAGACCUUGCAGGAAGGCAGACAUCAGGUCAAACAAACCUCUUCAUUAAGAUGGUUAGCACACUCUUGCUCUGAGGCUGCCUCUGUCAGCUCAAAGGACAGGAUGAGCCAGAUCACAGCAAACUACACCCAGCUCUGUAUACACACUACUGUGUAUUUCACAUGAACUUAUCUGUACUACUGCAUCUCCUCUACAGUAAAAUUUAUAACUAAAUAAACCUGUUUUCUUAUUGAUGGAUCUUUCACAGCUGGAGUUGCUAGGGUGAACUUUGACAGAAAUUCUCCUUUUAAUGGGCAUCUUCAUUAUGUCUCACCCUAUCUGGCAAAUCUAAGCCUCCAAUAAAGUCUUUCACUCACUGGAAAACAAAUACUGUCUCCCCCUUUAGUCAACUGCUUCAACACAUGAAGGCACAAAAUAUCUUGGAGAACUUCAGAUCUCUGUCAAAAUGCACUGAAUUUGACAAAUGGAUUCAAGAGGUAUUGUGAGGAAGAGGAUAAGACAAAACGUGUAGGUAUACAUAAGUGAUCCCAUAAACUCUCUUUUCUUAAGAGAUUAAGCUAAAACAUCAAUUUGCUACUGUCUGAAGCUUUCUUCUUUCUAGUACAGAGAUCUUCUUUGGAGUCAAGAGAAUAACCUUCUGACCUUGAGCCACCUCCCUGACUAACAGUUGGCCCAUACAGCUAAUCCUUCAAUUUCAUGAGCUGACCAAAAUAAAGCCAUAAUUAUGCUA